AUGUCUGCAAGCAGGAUGUUUUGCGUUGGUGACUGUGUCAUUUUUCGUCUUCUCCAGAAUGGCUACAACAAAAUGGGCGCUAUUUGUCACAACAACACUUGCGUGGGAAUUAGCGCAUGCUGUGGAUGGGCUUAUUCUAAUUGCUUUCCACGAGAGAUUCCGCGUGAUACUACGUCAGCCAUCAAUGCUAUGGCGAAACGAAUUCACCGAAACAAAGGCCGCAAACAUUCCUACAAACACUUCAAGGGUUCUCACGAGUGA
This is a messenger RNA of Ostertagia ostertagi, 261 nucleotides long. The record is from the annotation of a GenBank genome assembly. NCBI's taxonomy places the organism in Eukaryota, Metazoa, Nematoda, Chromadorea, Rhabditida, Trichostrongylidae.